Anopheles stephensi (Asian malaria mosquito) is the source of this 4585-nucleotide messenger RNA. Its product is annotated as splicing factor 3B subunit 1-like. Gene Ontology annotation, biological process: spliceosomal complex assembly. Gene Ontology annotation, molecular function: mRNA binding. Bases 277 to 4233 code for a protein of 1318 amino acids. The record is from RefSeq and is a predicted model, not a curated record. Gene Ontology annotation, cellular component: U12-type spliceosomal complex; U2 snRNP; U2-type prespliceosome. The transcript has 6 exons. Lineage: Eukaryota; Metazoa; Arthropoda; Insecta; Diptera; Culicidae.
UAAUUAUCUGAUCAAUCAAAAGAACGUCCAUAAUUUCCAUCAAACCUAAAACAAUUUGGAAAAUUACUAAAUUACGCAAUAUUAUUUAACGCUUCUGGGUAAAACACGUCACAACUUUUACAUCCACCUAAUGCCAAACAGUAAACAGUAGCAAGCGAAAACGCUCGGCACGCACUUCGUUAGCUGGAAAAACAUAACCAUUCUGGUGGUUUGCUGUGGUGAUAAACUUAUAAUCUAAAUAUUAAGAGAAAAAAAGCGUCGGAUUUAGUGUAAACUAUGGAAAAUAAUGUUCGAACACACGAAGACAUCGAGUCUCAUAUAAGAGAUUUGCAGGCGAAAAAGAAAGAGCUGAACGCGGAAGCGGCAAAGGAUAAGGGUGUCGGAUUGGCGGACCGUGGCUACUUCGACAGCGAUUUCUACGACGGUGAUGAUACGAACAACAAGUACGAAGGUUAUGUUACAUCGAUCGCACCCAACGACGAUGUUGACGAUGAGGAGGACGACGGUAUGCCCAUCGGACGGAACACCCGGCCGAUGGGUUACACGGCACCGACGGCACUACUCAACGAGAUGGGUCAGGGCGAAGAUUAUGAUCCGUUUGCGGACCGACGUCAACCGACGGUGGCAGAGAAGGAGGAUGAGUAUCGCCAGAAACGCAGACGAUUAGUCAUUUCGCCGGAGCGUGUGGAUCCGUUUGCCGAUGGAGGCAAAACGCCAGAUGUUGGCUCCCGAUCGUACACGGAAAUUAUGCGCGAACAAAUGUUGAAAGGCGAAGAAGCAGAGCUGCGCAAAAAAAUCCAAGAAAAAGCGAAGGAUGGAUCGUUGAAGAUAAGUGUGGCCGCCAAACCGGCCCCGGUGGAAGCGAAAAAGCGAGGCCGUUGGGAUCAGGCAGUCGAUGUGCAGUUUGUUGCACCGAAAAAGCUUGCCGUACCGGCGACCCCUACGUGGGAUGCAGAGAAAACUCCGGCCGAUCAUCGCUGGGACGAAACACCCGGACACAAGGGAAGUGAAACGCCGGGCGCAACGCCAAACGUGCGCAUCUGGGACGCAACGCCGGCACACGUGUCGGGUGCGGCCACCACACCGGGUCGCGAAACGCCCGCCGAAAAGUCGACCCGUCGCAACCGGUGGGACGAAACGCCGAAAACGGAACGCGAAACACCCGGCCACUCGUGGGCCGAAACACCGCGUGCCGAUCGCGUGUCCGGCGAUGGUGUGCUGCUGGACGCUACCACACCCGCCUCCAAGCGGCGCUCCCGGUGGGAUGAAACCCCGUCCAAUGCGACACCGUCCGCGAUGACACCGUCGAUCGCAAUGACCCCGACACCGCACGGUUCGGCGGCAACACCCGGUCACGCAACGCCCCUACUCACGCCGGGUGGUUCGACACCGGUCGGGCAUAAGGCGAUGGCGAUGGCCACACCGACACCGGGCCAUCUCGCAUCCAUGACACCGGAGCAGCUGCAGGCGUACCGCUGGGAGAAGGAAAUCGACGAACGCAACCGACCGUUCACGGACGACGAGCUGGACGUGAUGUUCCCGCCCGGGUACAAGGUACUGCCGCCACCGGCAGGCUACAUACCGAUUCGUACGCCGGCCCGCAAGCUGACCGCGACCCCGACACCGAUUGCCGGCACACCGGCCGCCUUCUUCAUCCAGACCGAGGACAAAUCGGCCAAAUUUGUCGACAAUCAGCCGAAGGGCAAUCUGCCGUUCAUGAAGCCGGAAGACGCACAGUACUUCGACAAGCUGCUGGUCGAGGUGGACGAAGAUUCGCUCAGCCCGGAGGAGCAAAAGGAGCGCAAAAUCAUGAAGCUGCUGCUGAAGAUUAAGAACGGUACGCCCCCGAUGCGUAAGGCUGCGCUGCGCCAGAUUACGGACAAAUCGCGCGAGUUCGGUGCCGGGCCACUGUUUAACCAGAUCCUGCCGCUGCUGAUGAGCCCGACGCUGGAGGACCAGGAACGCCAUCUGCUGGUGAAGGUUAUCGAUCGCAUCCUGUACAAGCUGGACGAUCUGGUCCGCCCGUACGUGCACAAGAUACUGGUCGUCAUCGAACCGCUGCUGAUCGACGAGGAUUACUAUGCGCGCGUGGAAGGGCGUGAGAUUAUUUCCAACCUGGCAAAGGCGGCCGGUCUGGCGACAAUGAUCUCCACGAUGCGUCCCGACAUCGACAACAUCGACGAGUACGUGCGUAACACGACGGCCCGCGCGUUUGCUGUCGUAGCGUCCGCGCUCGGCAUUCCGUCGCUGCUCCCGUUCUUGAAGGCGGUCUGCAAGAGCAAGAAAUCGUGGCAGGCACGCCACACCGGUAUUAAGAUCGUGCAGCAGAUAGCGAUCCUGAUGGGUUGCGCGAUUCUGCCCCACCUGAAGUCGCUGGUUGAAAUCAUCGAGCACGGGCUGGUGGACGAACAGCAGAAGGUACGCACCAUCACGGCUCUCGCCCUAGCGGCGCUGGCCGAGGCGGCCACACCGUACGGUAUCGAAUCGUUCGACUCGGUGCUGAAGCCGCUGUGGAAAGGCAUCCGGACGCAUCGGGGUAAGGGUUUGGCGGCGUUCCUGAAAGCCAUCGGCUAUCUGAUCCCGCUGAUGGACGCCGAGUACGCGAACUACUACACGCGCGAGGUGAUGCUGAUUCUGAUCCGCGAGUUCCAGUCGCCGGACGAGGAGAUGAAGAAGAUUGUGCUGAAGGUGGUGAAGCAGUGCUGUGCCACCGAUGGUGUGGAGGCGCAGUACAUCAAGGAGGAGAUAUUGCCCCACUUUUUCAAACACUUCUGGAACCACCGGAUGGCGCUCGAUCGGCGCAACUACCGGCAGCUGGUUGACACGACGGUGGAGAUCGCGAACAAGGUCGGCGCGUCCGAGAUUAUCAACCGCGUGGUGGAUGACCUGAAGGAUGAGAACGAGCAGUACCGGAAGAUGGUGAUGGAAACGAUCGAGAAGAUUAUGGCGAACCUUGGCGCGGCCGACAUCGAUUCGAGGCUGGAGGAGCAGCUGAUCGACGGUAUACUGUACGCGUUCCAGGAGCAAACGACCGAGGACGUGGUGAUGCUGAACGGGUUCGGCACGAUCGUGAACCAGCUGAGCAAGCGCGUGAAGCCGUACCUGCCCCAAAUCUGCGGUACCAUCCUCUGGCGGUUGAACAACAAAUCGGCCAAGGUGCGUCAGCAGGCCGCGGAUCUGAUCUCGCGCAUCGCCGUCGUGAUGAAGACGUGCCAGGAGGAGAAGCUGAUGGGCCAUCUCGGGGUGGUGCUGUACGAGUACCUUGGCGAGGAGUACCCGGAGGUGCUCGGCUCCAUACUGGGCGCCCUCAAGGCGAUCGUGAACGUGAUCGGCAUGACCAAGAUGACGCCCCCGAUCAAGGAUCUGCUACCCCGGCUGACGCCCAUCCUCAAGAACCGGCACGAGAAGGUGCAGGAGAACUGUAUCGAUCUGGUCGGCCGCAUCGCGGAUCGGGGCCCGGAGUACGUGUCCGCCCGCGAAUGGAUGCGCAUCUGCUUCGAGCUGCUCGAGCUGCUCAAAGCACACAAGAAAGCGAUCCGACGCGCGACCGUCAACACGUUCGGGUACAUCGCGAAAGCGAUCGGUCCGCACGAUGUGCUCGCGACGCUGCUCAACAACCUCAAGGUGCAGGAGCGUCAGAACCGUGUCUGCACAACGGUUGCCAUCGCGAUCGUGGCCGAAACGUGCCGUCCGUUCACCGUGCUUCCAGCACUCAUGAACGAGUACCGCGUGCCGGAGCUGAACGUUCAGAACGGUGUGCUCAAGUCGCUCUCCUUCCUGUUCGAGUACAUCGGCGAGAUGGGCAAGGACUACAUCUACGCCGUCUGUCCGCUGCUCGAGGACGCACUGAUGGAUCGCGAUCUGGUGCACCGGCAGACGGCGUGCGCCGCGAUCAAGCACAUGUCGCUCGGUGUGUACGGGUUCGGGUGUGAGGACGCGCUCGUCCAUCUGCUCAACUACGUGUGGCCAAACAUCUUCGAAACGUCGCCCCAUCUGGUGCAGGCGUUCAUGGAUGCGGUCGAGGGGCUGCGGGUAGCGCUCGGACCGAUCAAGAUACUCCAGUACACGCUGCAGGGCUUGUUCCAUCCGUCGCGGAAGGUGCGCGAUGUGUACUGGAAGAUCUACAACUCGCUGUACAUUGGGGCCCAGGAUGCGCUUAUCGCCGGCUAUCCGCGCAUUACGAACGAUCCGAAAAAUCAGUACGUCCGGUACGAGCUGGAGUACAAUCUGUAAGCGAACGGAGGCACCAUCCCGAGCUGCCUGGCGACCUGGACCCUCGGUAUAAUCACAUUAUGUAUCGUUUUCUGACUACGCUAGACGAUUUAAAUCGAGCGUGUCUAAAGGAGGGCGCAACACGUCACCUUCCACAUUAGCGCUCCAGCAUCUUAUUUUCGCUGUCGCAUUUCUUCUUAAUCAUCCCAUACAUUCUUCGAUUUUCUUAGUUGACAUUAUUGAACGGAUUGUGAAAUGUUCCACCUGCACGGGAAGUAUUUAAGCUUACUGUUCAAGAUUCCGCCCUGAUUGUCGAGGCGUCGGACAACAAAAGGACAACAAUAAAAAAUCAUCCUAAUUAUGUCUAUGGUAA